AUGCCUACCCCGCCCUUGCUCCUUGACAAGGUCGCGCGCAACCUUCCCCUGGAUCCUUCGUCGAGAGGGCCAGUUCCCGCUGCGAGCCCGCAUCCAACGGCAAUCCUGGAAACUGACAAAGCUCACGCCGGGCCCUCGCUGAUUGCGCCAUCGGGCAUGCCAUCGGACAUGCCAUCGGCCUCGCCCGCGCCGAGAAGGACCCCAACGGGUCGUCCCCGUGGCCGGCCCCCGGGAUCGACCAACGCAGCGCGUGCGGCCAGACAAGCCCUGGCUGCCGCCGCGACAUCAGAACCACCGCCGCCGCCCAGCGCAGCGCGCGCGGCCAGACAAGCCGUGGCUGCUGCCGCAGCGAUACCCGAACCGCCGCCAAAGAUGGCGGAACCGCCGCCCAAGAGGCGUCGAUGUGCUCCGGGGGGGCUCGGCGGCGGCGGCGGUGGCGGCGGCAGAUUCGUCGACGCGGACGAGGCGCGUGCUCGUGCGGCAGCAUCUGCGUCCAGGCCCAGAUCCACGCCGCGCCCGCGACCGCGGCUGGGCACCGUUCCAAGCAACAUCGUCGGCGCAACCUCCUCCGCCAUGCCUCGACGCGAGAGAAGCACUCGAUCUCGCGUCUCUGCCAGCGAGGAGCUGGAAGAGAUGAGAUGGGGCUCUGCUGCUGCAGUAGCCGCGUCCGUCAAGCAGGCAGAGGACUACAAGCCGCGCGAGGAGCGAAGCUGGGAAGAGUUUCACCCGAGCCUCGAUAUCGAGAGGACCUUUGUAGUUUUCCCGGCCGACGAAGUUGACGGCAUCUCCAAAGAGUCCCCGAUCACUCCUGCCGCGCAACAACAGAGGACCGGCACGCCUCUGGCCAGUGGUUCCAUGACUCCUUCCAGACAGGUCAACCCUGCGUCCACGGGCACAACUCCUAACCCCCAAUGCAGGACGGAGACUAAUCCGUCUGACUCGCGAAACGGAACUCCAUCGAGGCGGUCCCGCCGACCUACGCGGGACGUGGUUCGGUUUUACACGUCCCGCCCGACUGACGCGGGACCCACGCCCCGAACACCCAAGGUGCUGCCCAUCUCGAACCAAACACCCAAAGAGAAGCUGGACCUGAAGCUGCCUUCCUACCGCAAGACCAAUCGCGUCGACCUGUUUGAGAGCAAGACCUUUGGCCAGGCACGAUAUGUGGACAAGGCGAUGAGCAAUGUCGGUUACCAAGAAAGCGACGUAUUCUGCCGACCCGACGUGGCGUUGAUCAAGGCCAUUGACACCAACGCAGAGGAGGAUCCUGACCUGACGUCCCUAAUUGCCACCGAGGAUCAUCUCCCCCAGUCCAGGCUGGGUCGCGUUGAAUACGACAUGGACGAGCAAGACGACAUGUGGUUGGAGCAGCUCAACGCCUCGAGGAAGCAGAACGAUUUGGAAGCGAUUACGAGAGAAGUCUUUGAAAUCACCAUGACGAGUAUUGAGAAGGAGUGGCACACGUUGGAGAAGCGGAUUCCGAAACCAAACCCCAAACCCCCGCAAACGCACCGGCCUAGGUCCAGCUCGGCCGCGGCGGUGAAUGGCGAAACGCAGUCCGGAGAAGAGCCGGACAGCAAGUGCGCCAUCUGUGAUGAUGGCGACUGCGAGAACACGAAUGCAAUCGUCUUUUGCGACGGAUGCAACCUGGCUGUGCAUCAGGAAUGCUACGGUGUACCGUUUAUUCCCGAAGGUCAAUGGCUCUGCCGCAGGUGCCAGCUCUGCGGUCGAGGGAUCCCUACGUGCAUCUUCUGUCCCAACACAGAUGGUGCUUUCAAGCAAACCAACUCCUCCAAAUGGGCACACUUGCUCUGCGCAAUGUGGAUUCCAGAGGUGACAUUGGGGAACCACACCUUUAUGGAGCCGGUGAUGGACGUGGAGAAAGUGCCCAAGACCAGAUGGAGAUUAUCGUGCUACAUUUGCCGCCAGCGGAUGGGAGCGUGUAUUCAGUGCUCCAACAAGAACUGCUACCAGGCCUUCCACGUUACCUGCGCGAGACGAGCCAGGCUCUAUCUCAAGAUGAAGACGAGCCAAGGCGCGUUGGCAGUCCUGGACGGAGGCAUGGUUCUGAAAGCUUUCUGCGACAAGCACUGUCCCUUGGACUACAGCAAAGAAAACAACGUGCACCAAGCCACCCGCUCAGCCAAGAAAUUCUACAAACGAAACAUGAAAGGUCGGCUCUGGGCAGACAACCUGGCAAUCGCAAACGUCAUUGCCGCCCAGCAGCGCAGCAUGUUGACGUCGGCCGAGGCGCCUGCCAACACGAAAAGGGACGGCGCAGCGAAUCCUGCAUUGGGGACGGACAAGAAAAAGAGCGAGCAGCAACCGCCCAAGAACAUGUGGAAGUUGCCGUCGGGCGCGCCCAUCAUCCCGCAGGUCGUGUUUGACACGGUCGAGACCUCGAUCCAGCGAUUUCCCGUUCUUAAGCGCAAGGAUUAUCUCAGCGAGGUUUGUCGCUAUUGGACGCUGAAGCGCGAAGCCCGCCGGGGUGCUGGCUUGCUCAAGCGGCUUCAGCUCCAGAUGGAGACCUUUUCGUCAAUGGAGCUCACUAGGCGGGACUUUUCGACGAUGGGGCCCAACGGAAAGGCUCGCCUCGCGCGGCGCAUCGACUUUGCAGAGAGCAUAGUAAAGGACCUCGAGCAGCUAAAGGAUCUGUCGGAAAAAGUGGUGCAGCGCGAGCAAAUCAAGUUUGACGCGGCCGAACUGGAGGGGGAGUUUGUUGACGAGUGCUAUUUCCCCGUGGCUAGGCUCCUUCCCGCAGCGGUUGAGCGGGCCAUAUCCCUGGACAAGGACCUGUUUGCCGACGGCCUGGCGAAGCUGCAGGCCCGCGUGGAAGAACGUUACUUUGCCACUACGCUUGCGUUUGCACAUGAGCUUGCAGACGUCAUCGGCAGCGGCAUCGCGAAGGCUCCGUCUCCGGCAACCAGCGGGAACGCGGCACGCUCCGUAUCCACGGAGAAUUCCCCAGCAAAGACGACCUUCUCCGAGGUCCGAGAACGCCGGAAGCGCGGCAAGCGCAUCCUCAAGGCCGUGCAACCUUAUCUGGAAAGCGCGCUGCGCGUCGAGUCGGAAAUCUCCAACAAGCCGUACGAUUCGCUGCAAAAGGAGUUGGAGCAGCUGAUUGAUGCGGCAAGCAUGGAUACGCCGCCAAAGACGGCCGCCGUCGCCGUCGCCGUCUCCGCCGCCGCCGCCGCCGCCUCCUCAACCCUGCCGAAGCAAGAAGACGGGGAAGACACAAUCAUGGUGGACGCCCCAGACUCAUCCGAAAUCACGGUCAAAAGCGGUCUCGAGGAUGCCAGUGCCGCGGCGGAAGCAGACGCAGACGCAGACGCAGACGCAGACGCAGACGCAGAGGGCGAAACCGACCCCCUAGACAUGGCGGAAGACGAGGCCGAAGCGGACGGCGGCAACAUCCAAGUCAACACGUCUGGCCUGAGCAUCGUCGUCGACAAGUGCGAAGAAGCCGCUGCCGCUUCUCCGCGAAGGAGCAAGCGCGGCAAGAGCGACGGCCUUGCGUCGUCGUCAUCCGAGACGCCUCCCGGGGACGAGGUGUUUGUGAACCUGCCACCCGCGACGCACACGGGUCCUCCAACACCGCCCCAAUCCAACGGGAGCUUUGGCAAGGACCCGUUCGACCCCCUCUCGGAGGGGGGUAUCGUCUGGUACCUCAAGUCGAUGCAACCGCGGGGAACCUCCAUCCUCGGCGAGCACUGGGCCGCGGGCCGCGACGCGGUCCGCAUGCUCAGCGAGGAGCUGACUGAUCUGGACGACGAGGAGCUCAAGGGGCUUCGAGCCGAGGUCGAUGAGUCGGUCAAGGCUGCUGAGCUGGAGCUGGGGAGCUUGUCCGACGGCGGUGCCGCCAAGCCCAAGACGGCAGCCAAGGGCAGAAAGCGAAGAGGCUCCGGCAGACGAAGAUGA
Molecule: messenger RNA, 3918 nt
Organism: Ustilaginoidea virens
Lineage: Eukaryota; Fungi; Ascomycota; Sordariomycetes; Hypocreales; Clavicipitaceae
Exons: 3
Coding region: 1-3918 (1305 amino acids)
Biological process (GO): regulation of transcription by RNA polymerase II
Source: RefSeq, a predicted model, not a curated record